UUCUUUCUUCAACUUUUCCUCCUUGUCUGGGUUUUGGGUUUUGAAAUUAGUGUUUUGGAUGGCACUCUGCUGGUGUUGUCCAUCCCCAUUUUCACUACUCCAAUCCCCAAAAAGCUCUUCAUUUAAAGUACCCUGUAGCCCAAAAAGCCUAAUUCCCACUACAAUCUUCCCCUACAAUUCCUUGAGCUUAUCCUUCCAUUCAAUCUCUAAAACUCAAAAUCCUUGCUUCUCUUCGCUUGUAAGCAUUUGCUGCUCCACAAGCUCUGAGUCUUCCACUGCUUCUGACCAUACUCAUUCGACGAGCGUCUUCAUAAAAGGGCUGCCACAAUCAACAUCUGAAGGGCGUUUAAAGAAGGCAUUUUCACAGUUUGGAGAGGUAAACGAAGUUAAGAUUAAUACAGAUAAAUUUUCUGGACAGUCAUUAGGAUCUGCAUAUGUUGGGUUUGCUAGAGAAGAGUAUGCUCAUUUGGCUGUGAAGGAGAUGAAUGGAAAGUUCUUUGAUGGCAGGUUCAUCUUGGUAAGAAUUGCAAAGCCUAAAUCAUCUUCCAUUAGUCAGAUUAGAACCAGGCAUUACAAGUUUUAGUAUAAGCAUUUUUCGGCCUCCUUCUAGUUAUUAAAUGUCUUCUUGGUUUGGGAGUGUCCUUUUUCAUAUAUUCAGACAUUAUUUUGCACUUAAGAAUUUAAGAAAUUUGAAUUCCUUCAUGAUCAAGGGUUGGA
Molecule: messenger RNA, 717 nt
Organism: Ziziphus jujuba (common jujube)
Lineage: Eukaryota; Viridiplantae; Streptophyta; Magnoliopsida; Rosales; Rhamnaceae
Product: organelle RRM domain-containing protein 1, chloroplastic
Exons: 4
Coding region: 59-583 (174 amino acids)
Biological process (GO): mRNA splicing, via spliceosome
Cellular component (GO): catalytic step 2 spliceosome; precatalytic spliceosome; U2 snRNP
Molecular function (GO): RNA binding
Source: RefSeq, a predicted model, not a curated record